Molecule: messenger RNA, 2648 nt
Organism: Sitophilus oryzae (rice weevil)
Lineage: Eukaryota; Metazoa; Arthropoda; Insecta; Coleoptera; Curculionidae
Exons: 11
Coding region: 364-2460 (698 amino acids)
Source: RefSeq, a predicted model, not a curated record
UGUUGGGGGAAAAUCCCCGUUUGCUCUUGUAGUUAUCCGAUAGUGUUGCAAUUAUCUUAACUGUUCUAGUCAAGCGUACUACUUCUUGUGCUGCAGCACGCCGCCAACUCGGAUGUUUUGUGAAAGUUAUUGUUUGCCUUGAAUUGUUAAUUCGGUUUAUAAUUGUUUUUUUCUUAUAAGUAUACAUAAUCGAUAAAUGUAUAUUUUUUGUAACGAACUAUUACUUGCAAUAAACUCUAAACCAACAGUGAUUCGAUAGCGCUUAUAGGCCAUUCUUUUAUUUAUAGUUUUUAAUGAUAAUCAUAUAGUUAAAUUUAAAUUUCGAUUAUUGGUGAAAAAGAAAGUGAUUGCGAAAGUAAAAUUAUGAUAUCUCGAAUACUGCUUGUAGCCUGGUAUGUCGGAAGCAUUUAUACAUUUCCGCAAAAUAUUCAAACUAGUCAAAUUGUCGAUUUUUCGUCUCCCGAAGAGGUGAAUGAUAUUCCAACUAGUAUCAAAGUGCAAAGAUCGAUCAAUAACAAUGUCGAAGUACAAAAUAUUGAAAAUACAGUUAAAGAGGUGGAAGAUCUUAUAAAAUCGAAUCCACAACUUCCUAGAUUGACCAGAGGAGAAAUUCUGGAUAUACUGGAAAACAUUACAAAGUAUGGUGAUAAUUUAGGUGAUAGUUUUAGUAAGCAAACCUACAGGGACCCUAAAUCACUCAUGUUAGUGAAGGCUUAUACACCUAUGGAAACCGGACAGAUUAUGGAAGAAUUCUAUACUAGAAAUCCUAUAACAACGAUAGUAGAUGACAAAAAUGAAGAAUUACAAGUUAGAAAAAUACCUACAACUAGCACCACUAGCACCAGUUUAACCGAUACUUCUACUAUUCCUCCCACUACUUCUACUGCAAGGAUUUAUUUUCAUAGAAAGUCAACAACGAAUAGUAGUGAGAAUAAACAAAGAAAAGAUAUUCAAAAGAAAAGACCUUUUAGAGGUAAUGUGCAAUUUAAAACAACAACGCCAAGCGAGAUUAGCACAACUGAACAAUUGUCUACGACCAAGAUCUCAUCUACGCCUCAAUUAAGAAGAAAACACACACCUAAUCUGAGUACUACAGAAGCAGUGACAGUCACAACUUAUCAUCCAAGGAAACGGGUAAAACCUGUGAAGGAAAUAAAAUACCCUAACCAUAAAUACCCUAUAGACUAUACAAACCCAUCGCCAGUUUACGUACCUGGUACAGGUUUAAAGUUUGCGUCUCAAGCCCAAAUACCGCCCUCUCAAAUUAAUGCCGAAUUAGAAGAUCUGUUGCCUCAGGAAAAUGAACAGCAAGAAAUAUUUCUUUCCGCGUCUGAUCUUAAUAAAGCUGAGAGUACUAAACUGAGUUCUUUGUCUGAACCUUCCAUAGAAAUUGAGGUACCAGAUCAUCUUAAAAAAGUGGUGGCCGAUUUGAAUCUGGGUGCAAUACAAGGAGAUUCCGAAUCUGUUUUUCCAGCACCUCAUUUUCAAGAUACAAACGAAACUGAAAAGAUUCAAAACAUUUUAGCGUCUAUAGGAUUAUACGGCCCAACAACGUCCACUACAACUGCAAUGCCCGACGCAGAAAUAGUAGCUGGAAGUUUAUCCCAAGAUAUGCAGGAUUUACUAAAAAAUUUUGGACUACUUUCCGAUGGUAAAAAAGAAAAUAAAGAAGAAAUUGAAAUGUUGAGCUUUAAUCCCGAAAGCGCAGAGACCAAUCCCGAAUCGUAUGUUAGUUUUAAACCAUUACCGGAGGAUUCUAAGUCACGGAAGGACAUGGAAAAACUUUUAGAACAGUUUGGUCUGCUCAACAGUAACGUUAAGGAAAGAAAGUUAACAAAAACAGGAAAGAAGCUUACAUUGAUUGAUUCAAAAGAGCCAUUAAAAAUGAAUGAAAUAAGUCUAGACGUCAUUCCAGAUAAUUUAAAGUCGCUGUUUGGAGAAAUAGGAUUCGUAUCAACGACGCCGAGAACUGGACGAAAAAUUCGAGAACAACCAAUCAAUAAAAAUAUUAUCAAAGAAGACUUACAACAUAUUAAUCCAGCUGGAUAUGGAUUGAAAACAAACUCCAAUACACCCGCUGAAAAUAUUGUACCUCUAAACGAGCAAGACUCCCUAAAUCCAAUUAAUUUUGAUGUAGAUGGUUUAAGAAAAAAUGAAGUUAAAAGACAAGACUCAAGUACAACUGUGAAAUCUGAAGUAACUGCAUCGACGGAAGCAACAACUACUAAGGAUAGUCCAUCUAUAAAAGAUUUAGAGGAUUCGUUCGGUGGUAAAAGCGACGCAGUAACGGAAUCUACGGAACGUGAAACUACACCAGAACCCGCCAAAACGGGUUUCUACUAUUUGCUCGACUGGAAUUCGUUCUUUGAAAUCGAUGAUCAAAAAGGAAAACACGUUAAUCUAAGAUUUCAACCGAAAGUUGGCGACCCAAAAAGAUUCUUUAGCGUUACAGUACCGUAAAAUAGAGGUGAAUAAAGCGUAUUCUUUUUCGGUUUUGUGUAUAUAAAAGAGAACAACGGACAAAUAGUUUAUUUUGCUAUUUAUCCUUAUUACAUAUUGAUAUUUUAGACUAGUCAUUUUUUAAUUAAUUAAUAAUAACAUUUUAAUUUAUAUUUAGAAAAAUAAAGAAUAAUAAUAAAGCGUAUUUU